AAAGAAAAGGAAAUAGGUUCUGGGUAUCCUCACGGUCACAUUGCUAGCCUUUUCCCCAUCUCUUCAUAUUUCUCUCUCCACUCUUCGUUUGUUCGGGCGCUGCUGCACCUGCAUCUAUAAUUUCAUUUUUUGUAGUGUUUUAGUAAUGGGUUUAGUGUUCAGAAGCAACAGCGGAAGCAUGAGAUACUUUUCGACCCACUCAAACUCACACUCUCACUCGCAGUGCUUACCUUCUCCUCUGUUAUUCCGGUCUUCUCUCCCACUGCGCUUCAACGUACACUCAAUGGCGGUGAAGCCCAUCAAAAGAGUUCGCUGUGAGCUCCAAGCCAAAGUCAAUGGUGCUCUUUCUGCUGACUCCGACCCCCGCUUCAUUGACCGACAAAAAGCACUGGAAGCAGCAAUGAAUGAUAUAAAUAGUUCAUUUGGAAAGGGUAGCGUUACAAGAUUAGGUAGUGCUGGUGGAGCUUUGGUUGAAACUUUUCCCAGUGGCUGCUUGACAUUAGACCUCGCCUUAGGUGGUGGCCUUCCAAAAGGGAGAAUUGUAGAGAUAUUUGGACCAGAAAGUAGUGGAAAGACCACUCUAGCACUCCAUGCAAUUGCAGAGGUGCAGAAGCUUGGAGGAAAUGCUAUGCUUGUUGAUGCAGAACAUGCUUUUGAUCCAGCAUAUUCAAAAGCACUGGGGGUAGAUGUAGAAAAUCUGAUUGUCUGCCAGCCUGAUCACGGCGAAAUGGCACUUGAGAUUGCAGAUCGUAUGUGCAGAUCUGGUGCCAUCGAUCUUAUCUGUGUUGAUUCUGUCUCGGCUCUCACUCCACGAGCAGAGAUUGAAGGUGAGAUUGGUAUGCAGCAAAUGGGUUUGCAAGCACGCCUUAUGAGCCAAGCUUUGCGCAAAAUGUCAGGAAAUGCGUCUAAAGCUGGAUGUACUCUAAUAUUUUUAAAUCAAAUAAGAUAUAAGAUUGGUGUAUACUAUGGUAAUCCAGAAGUGACAUCUGGAGGAAUUGCAUUAAAAUUCUUUGCCUCAGUUCGGCUUGAAAUACGUUCUACAGGGAAGAUAAAGUCUGUAAAGGGAGAUGAAGAAAUUGGGGUUCGGGUUCGUGUAAGAGUGCAAAAGAGUAAGGUAUCAAGGCCAUACAAACAAGCUGAAUUUGAAAUUGUUUUUGGAGAGGGAGUUGGUAAAUUGGGCUGCAUUUUGGAUUGUGCUGAAACGAUGGAUGUAGUAGUGAAGAAGGGCUCUUGGUAUAGCUAUGGGGACCACAGGCACACAAACUCCCACUCUUCCCCUUCAGAACCAUAUUUGAAGACUUUUUAAGUUUGGAGCAGUGUCCUAAUUCCCAGAAAGUGGACAGGGAAAGCACAUGCAUGAUUCAUUCUCCUAUCAGACAAAAUAAAAGUAAUGAAACCCAUGAUGGCUACUGCAUACCUCCUUUUAAUUUCUUCACAACGAAGUCCUUUGCUUUUGGAAAAAUCAACCAUUUCCCGGCUUGAAUCUUGUUGAAUCUAUAUACACAUGCAGUCCCAUAUACCAUGAUGUUCUGAAAACAAAUUGCCCAAGUCAAAAACAGAUUUCACUACAUUUGAAAGUCUUUUGAGCUCACUGAGUUCCCUGCCAUCAUAGAGAUAUUAUCCAGAAUUCAAUCCUUUUUAACAUUAUUUAACCUACCAGUAAAGCAUUUUAUUAUUUUCUUGUGCACAAGAAUAGGCAGAAGGUGUAGGCGCCUUUGGUUUCUAUAUAUUCACUAAAAAAAUGACAGGAUGUUUUAUAAAAUCCCUUAAAUUUUAGAUAGCUACUAGGUGAGAUGAAAGGAGGAGAUUUACCUCCUACUCUGUGCUAAGAUUCUCAUUCGUAAACCAGAGAAUGUGAUUAGACUUCAAGCUUUUAUUCCCCCUAACUACUCUUUUGUUCAUGCAAGGACCUUAUUUAUUUGUUUUAGAAUAACUC
Molecule: messenger RNA, 1936 nt
Organism: Prunus dulcis (almond)
Lineage: Eukaryota; Viridiplantae; Streptophyta; Magnoliopsida; Rosales; Rosaceae
Product: DNA repair protein recA homolog 1, chloroplastic-like
Exons: 12
Coding region: 146-1306 (386 amino acids)
Biological process (GO): DNA repair
Molecular function (GO): single-stranded DNA binding; ATP hydrolysis activity; ATP-dependent DNA damage sensor activity
Source: RefSeq, a predicted model, not a curated record